ACUAUCACUUAACAAAUUUUUCAAUGACAAAACCGCAAGGUGCAGCGACUUUUAUUUCUUUUAGAAACUAGGUUUUUUAAAUUCUAUUCAUUCUACUUUUAAAAUAUGUCAUUUAAACUGAUAAAAACAUUAACUAAAAAUUAUUUUGUGACUAAACAUAUUGUUAGGUACAUGAGUUCUUCAGAGUGUAAAAAUACAAUAAAGGUGACCUUUUGUAAAGCUAAUGGUGACAGAAUAACGGCUGAGGGUAAAAAGGGAGAUUCUCUACUAGAUGUGAUUGUAAACAACAAUUUAGACUUUGAUGGAUAUGGAGCAUGUGAAGGAACAUUAACAUGUUCUACUUGCCAUGUUAUAUUAAAACAAAGUGAUUAUGAUGCAUUACCUGAAAAACCAUCAGAUGAAGAAUUAGACAUGUUAGAUUUAGCCUUCAAUUUAACUGAUACAUCUAGAUUAGGUUGUCAAAUCAUAUUAGAAGAUAAAUUAGAUGGCUUAGAAGUUAGUGUACCAGCUACUGUUAAUGAUGCUAGAGAUUAAACAUUUUCUACUUUAAGAUAUGUUACAAAACAUUUAUUACAAAUAUGGAAUGAUGUUGUUCUAUUGUUACAAGUAAAUAUAAAUUUAAUAGAUAUUAAUCAAACUUGAAUCCUUUUUGUUGAAGAGCUG
Molecule: messenger RNA, 663 nt
Organism: Daktulosphaira vitifoliae (grape phylloxera)
Lineage: Eukaryota; Metazoa; Arthropoda; Insecta; Hemiptera; Phylloxeridae
Gene: Fdx2
Product: adrenodoxin-like protein 2, mitochondrial
Exons: 5
Coding region: 106-534 (142 amino acids)
Biological process (GO): P450-containing electron transport chain; positive regulation of oxidoreductase activity
Cellular component (GO): mitochondrion
Molecular function (GO): 2 iron, 2 sulfur cluster binding
Source: RefSeq, a predicted model, not a curated record